AAGAGAUGCAACGAAACAGACUUGUCAGUGUCACAGAUGUUUUGUUGACAGUUUUGACAUUUCAUGGUGUUUGGUAUUUUCGUUUACGUUUUGGUAUCGUUUUCUGAAUAAAAAUAAUAUUACGCUGCUAAAAUGAUUGGUGUUAGGCUGAACACGUUUAACGACAACUCGGGAGAACCUGAGCAAGAUGCUAAUUCAGCUCUGACUGAGCUCGAUAAAGGUCUGCGUUCUGGCAAAGUCGGAGAACAAUGUGAAGCUAUCGUGCGCUUCCCUCGGUUGUUCGAGAAAUAUCCUUUUCCUAUACUUAUCAACUCUUCGUUCUUGAAGUUGGCUGAUGUGUUUCGUAUGGGAAACAAUUUCCUACGUUUGUGGGUGUUACGCGUCUGCCAGCAAAGUGAGAAGCAUCUGGACAAGAUACUUAACGUUGAUGAGUUCUUACGGAGGGUAUUCAGUGUUCUGCAUUCUAAUGAUCCUGUGGCUAGGGCUCUAGCAUUGAGAACUCUUGGGGCAGUGGCUGGUAUUAUACCGGAGAGGCAAAACGUCCACCAUGCUAUAAGGAGAGGGCUGGACAGCCAUGAUAAUGUUGAGGUGGAUGCAGCUAUCUAUGCUACAACCAGAUUUGCUGCUCAUUCAAAUGCCUUUGCAGUAGCCAUGUGCAACAAGCUAUCAGAUAUGGUUGAAUGUGAGAGCACCGGAGCCGAGAGACGGGCCAAACUUGUCAGAGCAUUGAGGAGUGUCCAUGGUGGAGCUGUUAGAGCCCAAGGUGUCUUGAAGCUACUUCGAUCCCUACUGGAGAGGUUCCCUUCAUCAAGCUCAGUCCGAGCAGCUAUUACAGCUUUGACUGCCAUUGCUGCUGACACAGUGGUGCAUGUGCCUGACCAGGUGGAACUGCUCCUAAGCUUGGCCAUGAACGACGCGCGCUCCGCCGUGCGCCGCGCCGCGCUGGUAGGGUUGAAGAAGCUGGCCGAGCACGCCGCGCUGUGGCCGCUUCAGUGCAUCCAGGACCUCGUGCGAGCCGCCACGGACAGCCAGGAUCAGGAGCAUACCAUGCUCUGCUUGCAGGUUAUGGAGAUCCUGGUGGAGUGCCCGGCGAUCUGCGCAGCAGCAGGGCAGCAAGCGAGCGCACUGCGUCAGUACUGCGCCGACGCAGCGCUCAGCGCGCACUUGCCACAGGCCGCCACCGCGUGCGGCGUGCUCACGCGCAUCGUGCUCCACUGCUAUGAAGAAUCAUUACCUGUAGAUGGUUCUGAGUUGAUGCUGGCACUGGAGUCGCUAGUAAUUGCCACAGGCGUCGACAACGACCCGACCAACAUCAAGCCGCUGCGGAUUGCUCUACGCUGUUUGGUAAAACUCUCCAUCGCUGAGCCAACGAUCUACGCGGCUCGCACGGCCACCGUACUGGGCAUACAGCUACAAGAGUGCGACUGGAAGCAAGGCGGGCCGCGCAUACUAGCGCUGCUUGAAGCGCUGGGAGCGCUGGGCGGGUCUACGUACUGUCCGCAUUCGAUCGCUCCAGCCAUGCCCGCGUUGCUGCAAACGCUUGAUGCAGCGCAGAAAGGCGAAGCACCAACGGACAGUUCCAACGACGGCACAGCUCUAGUUCUGCUGUGUACGGUACUCUUCCAAGAGCGGGCAGGCACAGCCCUGACGUACAAGAUCAACUCUUCGUGGGAGCAGAAGAUACUCGACACCAUCCGAGGAGUAGAUGGCUGGACUAGAUACAGGGUGGCAAGGGCUGCUUUGAGAUACGGCCACCAGAACCUAGCAGCGGAUAUUCUGAAGAGGCUCGCAGAGGAGGCGCCAAGUGAGUCGGCGCAGCGCUGGCUCACGGCGCUGCACAGGGCUGCCUCUGCCGACGCUUUGCUGCUGAAAGAAGGCAUAAGCGGGCUCGAAGCUGCCAGCUCCGGCUGGGAGGUCAGCAGCGGCUGGGGCGGCGCGGGCUGCGGCUGGGGCGCCGGCUGCGCGGCCGCUUGUGCCGGCUGCGGCGGCUGCGCCCCUUUACCCGCUGCCGCUAUGGGGGCAAGGGCCCAAGCGUUGGCUGCGUUAGCAAGGGCUGCGGUCGCUGCAAGGGCUGCUUGCACGCAGCCGCCACCGGCGAUCGCACAUGCUCACGCGCAGGCGGCGCGCGACCCAGCAGCCAAGGCGGGCGCGUGCGCGAGCGCGACGCGCAGGGCGGCGCGUGCUGUGAGCGCGGUAGCACAGCGCUAUGCAGCCAUCGCGCGCACUGCAUUCCACGCCGAUAAUACUACGCUGGCGCAUCUUCAUAUCGCGCAGUACACAUACGCUCAACUAGCCCACUUCCUGGACCGAGUCACGUGCAACCAGCAAGACAAGCCGUCAGACAUCGUAGCCAAGGAGAUCCGGCCCACUUGUCUGGAGGAGAUGAUCGCGUUGGCUCCCAGCGCCGCGCUCGCCAAGAUCUCUGCCAAGUUGUUUGACAACCCUACGACGGGGCAGGGCAUUACACAUAGGCCUCAACGUCAAGUGAAAGGAGUACAGAUCACGGUCACUGCCACACCUCACCCUCGGAGUAAUGAAAAGACGGUGGAGCUGACAAACAUCCAGCCAGCGUUAACAGCAGUUCAAACAGUGACACCGGUGCGCGACUUCUUCGCGGCGCAACAACUGGUCGGCGUCAACGCUGCUGGCCUCUACACUGUGGCUGUGGAAUGCGCCUUCGUGGAUGAACGCGGGGAACUGUGGAACACCGGCCCUAGGACUUCUAUUGUCAUCAAGGCUCACGAGGAUCCAACUGCGAAAGGCAUCGUCCAAAACACACGUAGUCGUUUCUGACUCGACCAAAACGACUUCCUUUAAAUAUUAAUCUCUGCGAGUUAAUUUAAACAAGUAUUUUUAAGUGGAAAUUAAUAAGCUUGUAAACUGUAAAUACAUACAAUAUGUUUUUUCUAAUAAAUUAUGAUAUCUUGUAAUUAUUCAACGCCAUAAUUCUGAUUUAUGAUUAUAAUAUCUGCUUGGCCAAUGAUUGACUGGUAUUAGUA
Ostrinia nubilalis (European corn borer) is the source of this 2999-nucleotide messenger RNA. RefSeq names its product integrator complex subunit 7 (gene INTS7). Gene Ontology annotation, cellular component: integrator complex. The record is from RefSeq and is a predicted model, not a curated record. The transcript has 16 exons. The coding region runs from base 133 to 2793 and encodes 886 amino acids. NCBI's taxonomy places the organism in Eukaryota, Metazoa, Arthropoda, Insecta, Lepidoptera, Crambidae. Gene Ontology annotation, biological process: snRNA 3'-end processing.